AGACUCGUUAUUAUAAUUUGAAGCAUUAACUGCGGCCACAAGUUACCGCAUACAGAAACUUUAUUUCAACUUGUCACGUUAUAUACAUGCGUAACGUAAAAGUUUACCUAAAUAUAAAUGUAAAGUAUUUGAGAUAAGCGAGUAUCCUUCGUUCGACAAUAAUCCUCCUAAAUCGUGUCGGAUUCAUAAAAUUAUCUUACUUCGUGCUCUCGAUUGUACGUACAAUUUUAUUUCGAUUUACAGACAUUGGCACACUUGCGACUGCUCGAUAAGAUAAUGAUGAGUAUCAUUGACUCGAGGGUCGUAUACUUGCGAAAUCUAUAAUCCUUUUGGGAGUAGAAAAAUAUGGAUCCUUAACUAUCGAUUUGGAUGCGGCUUAGAAAAUGUGAAAAUAAAAGAGUAGAAGAGAGAGAGAGUGUGUGUGUGUGAGAGAGAGAGAAAGAGAGAGAGAGGGAGAGAGAAAAGUAAAGGUGUUUGCUCUCGUUCAUGCUCGAACAACAACCCUCUUCUUCUUUCGAAGCGUUGCGAAGGUCACCCUUAGCGAAGUCGACGUGCCAUCGAUAAUGGAAAGGGAAAAGAAGAGAGGAGAGAAGGGAGAAUAUAAGAGGAAAAAAAGAAAUAUGCGGAAACACGAAAAAACGUCAAACAAUACCCUGGAGCAAGAGAUAACGCUUCGAGUCACUGGUAGAAGCACGUAGGUGGGGAACACAAAACACACAGACACGAUGCGGAAUAAAUAGUGGUGUGAAAUCGAGCGGAAUUCAGUCGCACUUCUGGUGUACUAUCGUCGUUAACGUUUUUCUAUACACGAGAACGCAGUACGGGAGCAUCGCAAGGAUCGAUCGAUCAUAGUGUGACUCACUCGACGUGGAAUUAAAUAGGGAAAAAAAAAAGAGAGAAAAGAGAGAGAGAGAUAAAGUUCCUUCAGAAUUGAUAACACAUAUGAGAGUCUCGUUAGUGAACGGACAAUUAUCAGUAUCAGCACGAUUGUCCUUGCUAAAUCAUGCUCCUAGUGACCCUUUUUCUUUUUUUUCUUCAUCCCUUAGUGAACGGCGACUCUUGCGGGUCGAAUUGCGAAAAAACCGAGAGACCGAAAAGAGUCUUCAACAUUUAUUGGAACGUUCCUACUUUUAUGUGUCACCAAUACGACUUGUACUUCGACGAGGUGACAAAUUUUAAUAUAAAACGUAACUCUAAGGACGAUUUCCAGGGAGAUAAAAUUGCAAUUUUUUAUGAUCCUGGAGAAUUUCCGGCUUUGUUGUCACUCAAAGAUGGCAAAUAUAAGAAAAGAAACGGAGGAGUACCUCAAGAAGGUAACAUCACGAUACAUCUUCAAAAAUUUAUCGAAAAUUUGGAUAAAAUUUAUCCAAAUAGAAACUUCAGUGGUAUCGGUGUGAUCGAUUUUGAAAGAUGGAGGCCAAUCUUUCGACAAAAUUGGGGCAAUAUGAAAAUACAUAAGAAUUUUUCGAUAGAUUUAGUUCGCAAUGAACAUCCAACCUGGAAUAAAAAGAUGAUCGAAUUGGAGGCAUCUAAGAGGUUCGAGAAAUAUGCCAGAUUUUUUAUGGAAGAAACUUUGAAAUUGGCCAAAAAAACUAGGAAGCAAGCUGAUUGGGGUUAUUACGGAUAUCCCUAUUGCUUUAAUAUGUCGCCUAAUAAUCUCGUCCCGGAAUGUGACGUUACAGCGAUGCACGAAAACGACAAGAUGUCGUGGCUAUUCAAUAAUCAAAAUGUACUUCUACCAUCCGUCUACGUUAGACAAGAGUUAACCCCGGAUCAAAGAAUUGGUUUAGUACAAGGAAGAGUGAAGGAAGCUGUUAGGAUCUCGAAUAAUUUGAAACAUUCACCGAAAGUGCUCUCUUAUUGGUGGUACGUGUAUCAGGACGAAACGAACACUUUUCUUACCGAGACCGACGUGAAAAAAACUUUCCAAGAGAUAGUGAUUAACGGUGGGGAUGGUAUCAUUAUAUGGGGUAGCUCGUCCGACGUAAACAGCUUAAGUAAAUGUAAGAGAUUGCAGGACUAUUUGUUGACAGUUUUGGGACCAAUCGCGAUUAACGUGACAGAAGCCGUCAACUAAAGAUUACCCCUAAACUUUUAGUACAAUCUAUAAUCUCUUGCCGAUGGUGAUCGGUGCAUUCAGUGAUCUGCUUUGUGAAUACUACUGGUACUACAACGAUACCAUCACAUUGAAAAGACUUUUCACAAAAACAAAAAAGAAAUAGAAAACUAUAAUUUAUAAGUCUGCAACAUCAACUACCAAAGAAAGAAGAUAAUUAAUAAUCUAAUUAGUAAAAAUAAUUAGUAUAUACCAAAGAAUAAUACGUACUCUCGACGUCCAUACCUGUACUUAAUCUAAUUUCUUCUUAACAAAUACCAAUAAAUGUAUUACUUUCGCGCUAAAA
Vespula vulgaris is the source of this 2402-nucleotide messenger RNA. RefSeq names its product hyaluronidase A. The coding region runs from base 1004 to 2077 and encodes 357 amino acids. The transcript is spliced from 5 exons. NCBI's taxonomy places the organism in Eukaryota, Metazoa, Arthropoda, Insecta, Hymenoptera, Vespidae. The record is from RefSeq and is a predicted model, not a curated record. Gene Ontology annotation, molecular function: hyalurononglucosaminidase activity. Gene Ontology annotation, biological process: carbohydrate metabolic process; hyaluronan catabolic process; defense response.